ACCUCUGGUUGUUUUAUAGCUCACAAGCAAAUGAAAAUUUCCAACACCAACCACAGCUCCAAUAGUACUGCUGGUUUCAUCCUCCUUGGGUUCCCCUGUAGAAGAGACAUUCAGAUCCUCCUUUUCCUACUUUUCUUGAUCAUCUACAUCCUGACCCUUCUAGGAAAUGGUUCUAUCAUCUGUGCUGUGCAUAGGAACAAGCGACUUCACACUCCCAUGUACAUCCUCUUGGCCAACUUCUCAUUUCUAGAGAUCUGGUACGUCACCUCUACUGUCCCCAAUAUGUUGGCCAACUUUCUUUCUAAUACCAAGAUGAUCUCCUUCUCUGGAUGCUUCCUCCAGUUCUACUUUUUCUUCUCCUUAGGUGGUACAGAAUGUUUUUUUCUGGCCAUUAUGGCAUUUGAUCGGUAUCUGGCUAUCUGCCGACCUCUGCAUUAUCCCACCAUCAUGACAGGACGUCUCUGUGUCAACCUAGUGGUCAGCUGCUGGGUGACUGGAUUUCUAUGGUUCAUACUGCCCAUCAUUCUCAUCUCCCAACUGUCCUUCUGUGGCUCCAAAGUCAUAGACCACUUUCUUUGUGACCCAGGCCCACUGCUAGCUCUCACUUGCACCAGAGCCCCUUUGGUAGAAUUCACCUGCUCCAUUGUGAAUUCUCUACCACUGUUUAUUCCUUUCCUUUUCAUCAUGGGAACCUAUGCCAUGGUUCUGAGAGCUGUGUUGAGAGUUCCUUCAUCAGCAGGUCGGCAUAAAGCCUUCUCUACCUGUGGGUCCCAUUUGGCUGUGGUGUCACUGUUCUAUGGCUCUGUGAUGGUAAUGUAUGUGAAACCAACAUCAGGCCAUGAAGCAGGAGUACAGAAGAUUGUGACCCUCUUUUAUUCUGUGGUGACUCCAUUCUUAAACCCUUUGAUCUAUAGCCUUAGGAACAAGGACAUGAAGGAUGCCCUAAGGAAAAUACUGAGCACCUAA
Trichosurus vulpecula (common brushtail) is the source of this 966-nucleotide messenger RNA. RefSeq names its product olfactory receptor 11G2-like. Gene Ontology annotation, cellular component: membrane. The transcript has a single exon. Lineage: Eukaryota; Metazoa; Chordata; Mammalia; Diprotodontia; Phalangeridae. The coding region runs from base 31 to 966 and encodes 311 amino acids. Gene Ontology annotation, biological process: G protein-coupled receptor signaling pathway. Gene Ontology annotation, molecular function: G protein-coupled receptor activity; olfactory receptor activity. The record is from RefSeq and is a predicted model, not a curated record.